UUGAUAUCAAAUUUUUUGUAUUUAUUUUUGGCAGCAAAGGCUAUAUUUGGAGAGCAGGAAUGGUACUUCUUCAGCCCAAGAGACCGGAAGUACCCAAACGGGGCCCGACCCAAUCGGGCCGCGACAUCGGGCUACUGGAAAGCCACGGGCACCGACAAGCCCGUCUUGACAGCCGGUGGGACCCAAAAGGUCGGCGUGAAGAAGGCCCUCGUUUUCUACGGCGGAAAGCCGCCCAAAGGCAUCAAAACCAAUUGGAUCAUGCACGAGUACCGGCUGGCCGACGGCAAGGCCCAAAACAAUAAGCCACCGGGCUACGAUGUCGCCAAGAAGGGCUCUCUAAGGCUUGAUGAUUGGGUCUUGUGCCGAAUAUACAAGAAGAACAACACAGCUCAGAGGCCGUUGGAUCACGAGAGGGAUCCGACGAACGAGAUGGGUCUCGGGUCGAUCCAUGCGCUCAAGCCUUUGUCAAACUACGGCUCGUUUCUAGAAACCGAGCACGAUUUUUACGACCAACAAGGGAUGAUUUGCUCGUCCGGCUCGAAGGCACCAACACAGUCGUCAAUACAAUUCCCCUUCAUGGCCGCAGACCCCGCAGUCUUGUCCGGCAAGCGAACGAUGCAGAAUCUGUACUGGGGUGGGGACGAAAACGUAAAUUCAGCUCCCCAACAAACGAAGAGGUUCAUCGCGGAAAACUGUGAGGGGGGCUCGAAUAAUAAUUCGAUGGUCAACAACAUUCUGAGUCAGCUGCCUGCUCAGUCGCAGGUGGUGAUUGAGAACAAUAUUGGGGACGGGGUGUUUCGCCAGCCGUACCAAGUUUCGGGCAUGAAUUGGUACAAUUAACAUCGAUUUUUUGGUGUUAAGAAGCAUUAAUAUCGGUGUUUCAUCUCGUGUUCUGAGUAUUCUGAAUACACGUGGCAAGCGUGCACUGGCCAGUUUGGCCAGUGCAGACUUUGUCAUAUGACCAUGAUGAUGUUUUGGAAUAUGAGAUGGUAUGCUAUUUUUAAAGAUAGGAAAAAUUAUAACUAUUUUUAAGGGGAUUAGUUGAUACAAUGUGAUAUUAUGUGAGAUUUUGAUGCUAUAGGAAGAAUAUUUAUAUACAAGAAUUUUAUGAGGUGAUGCAUCUAUAUAUCUCUUGAAAGUAUAAGUAGAUAUAAGGGUUUUAGGAUAGAUGAGGGAGUAUAUACUUAUAUAUUAACCCCUUUUUUUCUUAAAUUUGGUGUUAUGUAUGUAUGUAAGAUUUGAUACACUAUAUAUGUACCUUUGCUCAUUGUAUAUGAAAAGUUAUAGGAAAAAAAAAUAAUAAAUUAUAA
Molecule: messenger RNA, 1310 nt
Organism: Striga asiatica
Lineage: Eukaryota; Viridiplantae; Streptophyta; Magnoliopsida; Lamiales; Orobanchaceae
Source: the annotation of a GenBank genome assembly